This is a messenger RNA of Plasmodium relictum, 1683 nucleotides long. It is a transcript of the gene DHHC6, whose product is annotated as palmitoyltransferase, putative. Gene Ontology annotation, molecular function: protein-cysteine S-palmitoyltransferase activity. The record is from RefSeq and is a predicted model, not a curated record. Gene Ontology annotation, cellular component: endoplasmic reticulum; Golgi apparatus. NCBI's taxonomy places the organism in Eukaryota, Apicomplexa, Aconoidasida, Haemosporida, Plasmodiidae. The coding region runs from base 1 to 1683 and encodes 560 amino acids. The transcript is spliced from 8 exons. Gene Ontology annotation, biological process: peptidyl-L-cysteine S-palmitoylation; protein targeting to membrane.
AUGAUAAAUAUUUUACCAUAUGUAGUAGUUUUAUUUAGAUUCUCAGUUUUAAUUACUUGUAUUAAUUUAAAAGAAAAAUAUAAUUUGAUUUUAGGAAAAUUGAAUAAUUUAUUUUUUUUUUAUUUUGUUUCUUUUCUAUUAUAUAUUAUCUCAUCUUGCCGAAACCCUGGAUAUGUAACCACUUGUCCUCUAACAUAUAUAAAAGCAAAUAACCAAGAACUAAAUUACAUCAGAGAAAAAAAUAAGAAUAAUAUAAAAAAAAAGAUAAAUAAAACAAAAAAUAAUAAAUCAUCUAAUUGUUCUGUUAGUAGCUAUGAGUCAUCUCUUAAUUCUCUUUCUACUUCUAGUACAUAUGAAGAAAAUCAGUAUGAUGAAUUAGACAGUUUAACAAUUAUUCAUCACGAAAAUGAAAACACAAUCAUAACUGAAAAAGGCAUAAAAAAAAAUUUAAAACAAUGGAAACAAUUAGUUGACAAAAAUAAAAUUAUUAUAUUCAAAGAAAACGAAAAAUAUUCAAAUGAAAUGGUUAAAAAUCGUAAAAAUAAAAAAAAAUAUAUUAAUUAUUUAGAUGAAAAAGACCAUUAUAAGAGAAAAAAGAGAGAAUAUGUGAAUAGCAAUAGACCUAAUAAUAUAGAGGAAUAUAUUAAUAUCUAUGGAAAACUUCAAUUUUAUUCUAAAAUACGAAAAUACAAUUUUAUUUUACAAAAAAUGCAUAAAGAAAUGAGAAAUAAAACUUAUAGAUUACGAAAAAUGAUAAAAAAAUAUAGAAAUAAACAUAAACCUAUAUCUUUAAUAGAAAUUAAUAAGAUAAGCUGCUUAUUAGGAAAUGCAAAAAAUACUAGACCAAAAGAGAAGAAAAAAAAAAUCCAAAGUAGUAUUAUGUUACAUAAAAUAAAUAAAAAUGAUAUUAUAUUUUCAAAAGAUAUUAAAACAAAUAAUAAAACUAUUUUUUAUUUAUAUAAUUAUAAAUACUAUCAAUAUAAUACGCAGUUGCAAUAUUGUAUUAUCUGUAAUAUUUUUCAACCUUUAAGAACUAAACAUUGUAAAAUAUGCAAAAGAUGUGUCAGAACAUUCGAUCAUCAUUGCCCUUGGAUAAAUAAUUGUGUAGCUGAAAAUAAUAGAUGUUUUUUUUUAUUAUAUUUAUAUUUUGAAGAUAUUACAAUUUGUUUAUCUUUAAAAUAUAUUUCUUUAGCAAUGUAUCAUUUAUUUUUUUACGAAAAUGGAUUUUUUUAUUGUUGGCUAAUAAUACUAUUUUUUAUCUUAGUGUUUUUUUUUUUAAUGAUUUUUUGCUUAAUUAUAUAUCAUAGUUACUUAUGUUUGAUAAACGAAACAACUUGGGAAAAUGUCUCAAAAAAGAAAAUUUCAUAUUUAAAAAAUAUAUCAAAAAAACAUAAUAAUCCUUUUUUCUUAAGUUACAAAAAAAAUGUCAUAAUAUAUUUUUGUUAUUUUCCUUUACCGAAGAUUUCACAAAAAAUGCGAAACUUUUUAUUUCCUUUUUUAUUAAAAAAAAAUAUUAUAACUUUUGGUAAAGAGGGAGAAAUUAUUUGGAAAAAAAAUACAAAAUCAUCUUAUAGAAGCUCUCAUUUUUUCUAUAGAAUUGUUGAGCUUAAUAUAUUUUUCUUGUUUUCUGUUCUACUCUUCUUUUUUUUUAAAUUGAAAACAUUUAAAUGGGAAAGAAUAUAA